AUGUCCUGUCUAACGAGCAUUCUGCAGCUGUUGCAAGUACUGACAACGCUUACGGGUUGCAACAUCUACAGAUAUGUCGAAGGCAAGCGGGUAUUUCGACUGAAUCCGAAGAUGCAUUUCCUAGUGCGGACUAUACAUAGAUUCUGGUUACGACCCUGGCUAUUGGUUGUUAUUAUGUUGCAUACCAGCCACUGGUUAUCGGAGUUCCUUCAUGGACUUGCAGAUGCCACGCCAGGAAGCGAAAGACCCCUGAAUCUCAUCUAUAUAAUAGGAAUGACCAUCGCCAAAUACCAGAAUUUGUUCAUGAGCAUGGGAUUGGCCUAUUACUACAGAUAUCAUCAAAAAUUGAUUCAAAAAGUGCUCAAUGGCUUUGUUAGGAUCUAUUUUAGCUACGAGAAGAUCUGUGGACGAGCCCCUAGAAUAAACUGGUGGCUUUUCGGAAUUCAGGGUUACAGAAUCGUUUCCGCUUCAAUGUCGCCCUUUAUACAAACUAAAGGUCUGGUUAUCGGUUUACGAUUCAACUUGGACAUAAUUGUUCAAAAAUUUGGAAUACUCUUUAUAUGCCUGCAGCCCUUUUUAUUAUCCUUCGUUGUCCUCCUAGGUAUCCUCAUCCUUCAUGCCUGCUAUGACAUUCAAGAUCUUUCCCAGCAAAAAUCAUUCCAACUUUACGUCUUCUACAGGCAUCUGAUCAGACUUAGGCAAAACUUCGACUUCUUAGCCAGACCCUUUGUGUGGACCAUUUUAUUGGAAAAUUUUUUACUUUUCAUAGCGAGCUUCCAUUUACUCCUCUAUGAUCAGCAAUCAGUUAAGCACCUUGGUCAUACCCUCUUAGCUAUAUUUUUAUUUCCUGUAGCACUUCUACAUAUCAAUGUUGUUAUCAAUUCUGCCGAGAAAAAGUUUGGCCAUUUUAAAGCAAACUUCAGACCACAACGACAGACACAAAUGCUAUGGCUUUACCAGCAGGUAAUGAACGAAACGGUGGAUAAAAGUGAAAUGAAUGUCUUUCGUCUGGAUCGGGGACUUAUUUUGGAAAUGCUAAGACUGGGAUGGGUUUUCGCUAUGUUUACGAAUAGCUUAAUGCUUAAUAGCACAGCCAGUCUUAAACACUUUAAGACUGUUAAUUACAAGAAACUACUGUAGUUAGGGAAAAUUAUAUAGAACAGAACUUUUAUAACAAGUUGUAGUAUUCGGCCCUUCAGAAAUUUU
Drosophila eugracilis is the source of this 1206-nucleotide messenger RNA. RefSeq lists its product as uncharacterized. The record is from RefSeq and is a predicted model, not a curated record. Lineage: Eukaryota; Metazoa; Arthropoda; Insecta; Diptera; Drosophilidae.